GAUAAUCUGACCUGUACUUCCCUGGCUGGGAUUCUCUUCUCAAUCCCAUGGAUGACAUUCAAACUCCUUUAACAAGCUCUUCUCACACUACUUCCAAAGCUGCUGCAAAUUCAUUCUCGUUUCACUUUUGUUCUGAUUUCAGUCCAACUUCAAGCUGUGUUUCUCAAGUUGAGAUCACUAAAUACGAUAAUCUCAAAUUCUGUCACUUUUGCCAACCUCCUUGCUAGCACCAAAGGUCAUAAGUUUCACAUUGUCAUUUUCCCAUCUCUUUUUUAUCAUCAAUGUUGUUUUCUUCACUUUUGUUCUCUAAUUUCUGCACCUCUUUUCCAUGGAAAUUUGAUUGUUGUUGAAAAGAAGGUUAUGGUUCUCGUAUUAUUCCAUAUGGCAGUUUAGAUUGGUAAACCAUGAUGUAGAUAACAGGAUGCCUGGGACUUCAGUCCUUCAGCAAACCAAGUUCUUUUCACUACCUGUAGAUCCGCCACAAAGCCCAGAGUUGAGUUUGAGGUUGAAGGAGCAGGAGUGCUUAUCUAUCCUGAAGAGGUGCAAGAACAUGGAAGAAUUCAGGCAAGCUCAUGCCCAGAUCGUCAAGUGGGGUUUCUUUUGGAACUCCUUUUGUGCAAGCAAUCUACUGGCUGCGUGUGCCCUCUCAGAUGGGGGUAGCAUGGACUAUGCCUGUUCCAUUUUUCAACAAAUUGAUGAACCGGGUACUUUUGAAUUCAAUACCAUGAUUAGAGCUCAUGUCAAAGACAUGACCUUUGAGGAAGCUUUAGUUUUUUAUUAUGAGAUGCUUGAAAAAGGAGUUGAGCCUGAUAAUUUCACUUAUCCUGCUCUUUUCAAGGCAUGUGCCUGGUUGCAGGCACAAGAAGAAGGAAAGCAAAUUCAUGGGCAUGCAUUUAAGCUUGGCCUUGAAAGCGAUUUGUACGUACAGAACAGCUUGAUCAAUAUGUAUAGCAAAUGUGGGGAGAUAGAACAUUCUUGUGCAAUCUUUGAGCAAAUGGAUGAAAAGAGUGUUGCUUCUUGGAGUGCUAUUAUUGCAGCGCAUGCUAGUUUUGGAAAAUGGGACGAGUGCUUGAUGAUGUUUGGGAACAUGAGUAGUGAGGGAUGUUGGAGGCCUGAAGAAAGCACACUGGUUACUGUGCUCUCUGCUUGUACUUAUUUGGGUGCUCUUGAUUUGGGGAAGUGCGCACAUGGGUCCUUGCUGAGGAACAUUAGUGAACUCAAUGUUAUAGUACAGACAUCCUUGAUAGACAUGUAUGUCAAAUGCGGGUGUUUACAGAAAGGUCUAUCACUCUUUCGGAAAAUGGGCAAGAGGAACCAAAUGUCCUAUACUGUAAUGAUUUCAGGACUUGCCAUGCAUGGACAUGGUGAGGAAGCUCUAAGGAUAUACUCAGAGAUGCUCAAAGAUAGUCUGGACCCGGAUGAUGUUGUCUACGUGUGUGUAUUAAGUGCUUGCAGUCAUGCUGGCCUUGUUGAUGAGGGCUUCCGAUGCUUUGACAGAAUGAAAUCUGAGCAUGGGAUAACACCAACAGUUCAGCAUUAUGGUUGCAUGGUAGAACUCAUGGGAAAAGCUGGGAUGAUCAAUGAAGCUCUUGAGUUUGUCAAGAGCAUGCCUAUCAAGCCCAAUGAUGUGGUCUGGCGGAGCCUUCUCAGUGCUUGUAGAGUUCAUUGUAACUUGGAAAUAGGAGAGAUUGCAGCUAAGCAUCUUUUCCAGUCGAGGUUGCAAAAUGCCGGUGACUAUGUGAUACUGUCAAAUAUGUAUGCACGAGCUCAAAGGUGGCAGGAGGUGGCUAAAAUUCGGGUGGAAAUGGCUAGAGAGGGUUUGCACCAGGUGCCAGGUUUUAGCCUGGUUGAGGUGGGGAGAAGAAUCCACAAGUUUGUUUCACAGGACACGUCUCAUCCUCAAUGUGUAAGUGUCUACGAGAUGAUUCACCAGAUGGAAUGGCAGCUAAAAUUUGAAGGUUAUUCCCCAGAUUCAUCACAGGUAUUGCUUGAUGUAGAUGAAGAAGAGAAGAGACAGAGAUUGAAAGGCCAUAGUCAGAAGUUAGCCAUUGCAUUUGCGCUCAUACAUACAUCUCAGGGUUCUCCUAUAAGAUUAGCUAGAAACCUCAGGAUGUGCAAUGACUGUCAUACGUAUACCAAACUAAUAUCCCUCAUCUAUGAACGUGAAAUUACAGUAAGAGAUCGUAAUCGGUUCCACCAUUUUAAAGAUGGAACUUGUUCUUGUAGGGAUUACUGGUGAAAUGAUAAAAUUCCCAUUGUCAUCAUUUCCUUCCCUCUGCCUUGGGAUGCUAUUUCCUUCUAUACAAAGGAAAAUUGUUCUACAUAAGACUGAAGACACAUAAAUCAGAGGUUGUUUUAACCACAUCUUUUCUUGCUAAAAGAUUGUGUUUCAGAAUAAUGAAGCUAAUAAUGGCAGAGUUUUGAGAACUGUUCCAGAAUAAUGAGGAUAAUGGCAGAGUUUUGAAGAAAUCACUACAAAAAUUGUUCAGGAUGUGCAGAUAGGACCUUUGCUCAUGUUGCAAAUCCGAGCUAGCCUUAUGCAUGAAGUAGAGAUCAUUGGAUGGUCUUCACACCAAAAAUAUUGCUAAACAAACUUGAAAUUCAGAAGCUGAUUAUAGCCUCACAUCUCAACUAGUUGCUCAAGUUCUGCAGUGAAAAAUUCUGGCACCCCCUCUAAAGAGUAUGGAAAACUAUUAAGGAGAUUAACACGAGCUUAGAUUUGUUGAUUUUUUUGUUUAGUAUGUCCACAGAAGGUUAUAGUGCCAAUGAUUGCAUUCAAUAAGGAGCUCCCUGAUGAAACAACAAGAUCUCCUGCUAAAAUGUCAAACAUUGUUCAAGAAAAAGUAAGCAAGAUGAACCCUUACCAAUUGUGGGAAGGGCAUUUUUUUUUUUCUUAUUCUAUGUAUUCAUUGUUCAAGGAACUUAAAUGUAUAACAGUUGAUUUUUUAGAGAA
Molecule: messenger RNA, 2953 nt
Organism: Theobroma umbraticum
Lineage: Eukaryota; Viridiplantae; Streptophyta; Magnoliopsida; Malvales; Malvaceae
Product: Tetratricopeptide repeat (TPR)-like superfamily protein
Biological process (GO): RNA modification
Molecular function (GO): RNA binding; protein binding; zinc ion binding
Source: RefSeq, a predicted model, not a curated record